GUCAUUUGGAACACAUGCUAAGCUACUCUAUAAAAAAACAUGAUCAGUACACUUCAUGCAAUUAAAACAUAGAACAUCCUCUGUCCGAGAUUAAUGGCUGCCAAUUCAGAGUUCAGUCCGUCCAUUGAUGAAGAAAGGUGGGUGAGCCUAGGUACCAGAGCCUUACAAUCAGAACUCAUCUUAGAAAUCGAUGGCUUCUCUCCAACAAUUUUUCAAGUCCCAAAAUCCUUGAGCGAAACCAAGCCAGAAGCCUACACCCCUCUGCUACUCGGCAUGGGACCGUACCAUCAUCUCCGGCCCGACCUCCACGCCGCAAACCUCCAAAAGCUUGUCGCCGUCAACAAAUUUCUCGGGAAAAACCCAUCCAUGAACUUCUCCGAGCACAUCCUGAAAAAGAUGAGGGAUUUGGAGCUGCUGGUUCGGGCCAGCUACGACCAGUACUUGGAUCUGGAAUGCUCCACUCUAGACUACAUCCUCGCCCUUGAUUCUUUCUAUCUGCUCGCUUUUUUGGCCAUGUACGGGAAGGAAACUGAAACUGUCGAACCUGGUUGCCAAGAGCUGGCCAAGGAUAUCUUAAAGUUGGAGAAUCAAAUCCCGGAACGUGUGGUAGAAGAGAUGGGGAAAUACCUAGGUAUCUCAGUACUAACGCUGCAUUCAGAACUGUUUUACUACUUCUGCAAAGCUCACUCUCCCCUAAAACUUGAAAGGGGUCAGGUGGACCGCAACUAUAAAGGCAGUCACCUCCUCGCACAUAUGUAUAAUCGGGUCAUAAACCGGGGUAGAGCAAGGAGUCAGCCAUUAUCAGCAUUCAGAAUCACAGAGGUAGGGACAAAGGCAUUAAAAGCUUUAAGUGAAGUACUAGGAGCAGGGGCAUCCAAUUGGAUUAAUCCAAUGCUAUUAGCUUUGGAGGCAUUACAAGUUUUGGAGAUUAGCAGCAAGUUAGCUGAUGAAAUUACUAAGAUUAAACUAUCAAAACCACCAAAGAAGAGUCAUGAAAUUCCUUCAGCAUCGGAGCUGUCCAAGAAACACCUUGUGGAUUUCAAGCUGCUGGAAUGGGAAGGGAUUAGGGAUAUCAAAUUUGACAUCCAAUGCACAAAAAAGAUUUAUCUCCCAGAGAUCACUUUAAAAUAUGAUUCAGAGGUGGUUUUAAGAAACUUGGUGGCAUAUGAAUCUGCCAUUGCAACCCCAGAGUCAGCCUUUGAGCUUGAUGGAUAUAUUCAUCUGAUGAGCAACUUACUCCAGACACCUGAUGACGUGGUGAUGCUACGGGUGAAGGAUAUCAUCACGGGAGACCUAACAGACGGAGAAGUUCUUGAAAUCUUCAACGGGAUCGGAAAAAUCGUGGGGAACUCGAAGCCGAAGAAGGAGUGUGCAAGCAGGGAUGUGGUGAAAAAAGUGAAGCAGAUGGUGGAGGAAUGGGAGAAAAAGAGGAAGAGGUAUGUGUUGAAAAGGGUGUGGAAGUGUGUUGAGAAGAAGGUUGACAAUGGUGUGAAGUUGAUGAGGAAGCCUGUGGGAACUGGUAUGAAGUGUCUGGUGUAUCUGAUCAUGAUUAUGCUACUUGUGUUGGAGAUGUUGCAAGCAUAUCGCCAGAUUUAUGAACCCAACAAAGGCCGGGGUUCUUAAGCAAGGCCGUCUAUGAGUUUUACUAUGUCACGAGAGCGUUAGAUGCUAGCUUAGAUAUAUACGGAGUAUAUAUUUACUAGUAUCUCUACCUACUGUGUACGAGAUAAGAUGAUUUUGCUUUUUUAGUUAUACUAACGGAAAAUCACUUAUUUAGUCGAUUAUAACAUUGAUAUGUAAUGCAUAUUCUAUUGUAGGUAUAAACAGGCAGUAUGUUUGGAAUGUUUUAUUCCAAAGUUGAGAUGUACAGAAUAUAUUAAGAUGGCUAAAGGGUCAAAUAGGUACAUGAACUAACUUAAAGUGUUCAAUUAGCCCUUAUAUAGGAGGCUCUGCCCGGUCGUCAUCAAUUGGGGCGGUUCCCGGUGGAAUUGUUUGAUGAAAUUUGUUGAGCAUCUUCUUCAUUAAGUCUAGUUUACCAAUACCAAAUUUCAGCUAAAAAUUCAACCGGGAAGGCAGUCAAAUGAUUUUUUGAAGAUAACUGUGCAGUUAAACAGCGCGUUACAUUUCGAAAAAUCAUUUGACUGUCUUCCCGAUUUAAUUUUUAGCUGAAAUUUUAUAUGGGUAAACUAGACUUAAUGAAGAAGAUGCUCAAAAAAUUUCAUCAAAAAAUUCCACCGGGAACGGCCCCAAUUGGCGACGUCCGGGCAGAACCUCUUAUAUAAGGGACUAAUUGAAUAUUUUAUGUUAGUUUAUGUACCUAUUUGACCCUUUAGCCUAUUAAGAUUGACUGCCGUUUAAUUUGACGGAAAGGAAUCUUUUAAUACUCCCUCCGUUCUGAAAAGGUUCAUCAAAUUCACUUUUGAAAUAAUGGCAAAAACGUGAUUACCG
Molecule: messenger RNA, 2448 nt
Organism: Cuscuta epithymum
Lineage: Eukaryota; Viridiplantae; Streptophyta; Magnoliopsida; Solanales; Convolvulaceae
Source: the annotation of a GenBank genome assembly